AUGCUUUUCCGAUCUCAAUACCCAGACAUUGAGUGCCCGACAGACUUGACUGUAUGGGAAUGGGCCUUUGAAGACAAGAGAUACUCCCCCUUAUUCAAGAACCCGCCUGGCGAAAUCGCAGGAUUCACAGACGCCGUGACGGGCGAGCGUCUGGACUUUGGACAGGUGAAAGAGCAUGCAACGUACACAUCGUCAGCUCUGGUCCACGAACUAGGCAUGAAGGUGGGAGAUACUGUCUCACUCUUCGGACAUAACCGAAUAUGGUAUCCGGUAACUAUGUUUGCUGUAUUAAGAGUUGGUGGCAGGAUUAACGGUGCAUCCCCAUCUUACACUAUUGGCGAAAUGGUGAAUGCUCUCAAAACAGCUGGGACCAAGUAUAUAAUGACCGUGAAGAGCUCCAUCAAGAUGGCGAGCGCAGCUGCUAAGGAAGUUGGUAUCCCUUCUGAGAGAAUACUGUUGAUGGAUGGGGACCUCGAUGGUUGCACGUCGAUUCAACAGCUCUCAGUAAUUGGAAGGAAUUACGGUCUUGAUAGACAAGUCCCAUACUACUCGAUCCCGGUCGGCCAGACAAAUGACGUCUGUGGCUAUCUGAAUUUCAGCAGUGGGACAACUGGGCUUCCAAAAGCUGUCAUGCUUUCUCACAAGAACAUCAUCGCCCAAUGCCUUCAGCUCGCAGAUGUUGCAGGCCCCGAGAAGAAGCGUUUCCUCGCUUGCUUACCACUAUUUCACAUCAGCGGUCUUGUGAGAUUCCUCCACUGGCCAAUUGCUAGUAACGACGAGUGCGUAAUGCUGCCGCAAUUCACCAUGGAGAACGUACUCGAGGCCAUCGUGAAAUAUCGGAUAACUGAUUUAACUCUGGUACCUGCCAUUGUAAUCAGGCUCAUCAACGAUCCCAUCGUCGACAAAUACGACCUGACAAGUGUAAAGGUAAUUGCCUGCGGCGCCGCUCCCGUGGGGACUGAGGUUAUUCAACGACUUCACGACAAGAUGCCAUGGACUGGAUUUAGACAGAGCUAUGGGAUGACGGAAUCGUGCUGCUGCUUAAGCACUCAUCCACCCGAGUUUUAUGACUACAAAUAUGGCAACAAUACUGGAAAGUUGUUGGCUUCCACUGUCGUGAAAAUCGUUGAUGUGGACACGGGUAAAGAGCUUGGACCAAAUGAGACGGGAGAGAUCCUCGCCAAGGGCCCGCAAAUCGCCAUGGGCUAUCUGAAUAACGCCAAGGAAACGGCCGAGACAUUCGGUGCCGAUGGAUUUCUGCGUACAGGGGAUAUUGGAAAGAUUGACAGCCAAGGGUUUAUUCACAUCAUCGACCGAAUAAAGGAGAUGAUCAAAGUCAAAGGCCAACAAGUCGCUCCAGCUGAUUUGGAGCAAGUUUUUCUAGGCCAUCCAUACGUGGCAGACUGUGCCAUCUUGGGGAUACCCGACGCUUACAGCAGCGAGAUGCCGAAGGCCUUCAUCGUUUUAAAGAGCCAUGUCACGCCGAAUGUUGCGGUCGGGCAUGAACUUAUGCAGUAUGUUAAGGAGAGACGUGUGCGGUAUAAAUGGGUUAAGGAGGUUGAGUUUGUGUCUGAGAUCCCGAAAGGUCCGAGUGGUAAGAUCUUGAGACGGUUACUGCGAAACACUGAUGGAAAGAUUUCGGGACGAGUGGUGGUCAAGGAUGUUUCCCCUGCUAGACUUUAG
This is a messenger RNA of Fusarium odoratissimum NRRL 54006, 1683 nucleotides long. RefSeq lists its product as uncharacterized. Bases 1 to 1683 code for a protein of 560 amino acids. NCBI's taxonomy places the organism in Eukaryota, Fungi, Ascomycota, Sordariomycetes, Hypocreales, Nectriaceae. The record is from RefSeq and is a predicted model, not a curated record. The transcript has 5 exons. Gene Ontology annotation, molecular function: CoA-ligase activity.